AGAAAAUUUUUGAUAACUGGCUGCAAAAAUAACUACCCACGUCCUCACGUUCUCAGUAGUACGUACUGUAGAAUAUAUACCCACCGGUUUUCUGGAUUCUUGUAACACCAACACAAGUACAAUGGCUUCUGCUCCUCACGGUUCGCAUUCCGGUUCUAACUUUUGCUGCUGCUUCAUACCGAUUCUUGUCAUAGUAGUCGGAACUAUUGUUUCUCCUGCCAGGGCCGCGGAGGAGUUCAAAGUCGGUGACAUGGAUGGCUGGCGACAGCCUGAUAUAAACCACACUGAAGUUUACACUCUCUGGGCUGCUUCCAAAAGCUUUCAUGUCGGAGAUUUACUUCGUUUUGAGUACAGGAAUGAUUCUGUGCUGGUCGUGGAUAAAAGGGCAUAUUAUCACUGCAAUGUAACUAGUCCGUCUUCUGAGUUCUCCGACGGUAACACGACUAUAAAUCUUGAUAAUGCUGGACCACUGUACUUCAUUAGCGGCGACCCUGAGCACUGCCAGAAUGGGCAGCGUUUAGCGGUUGAGGUGAUGCCCCUGCCUCCGGAUACUGACAUAUCUCCUUCACCGUCAACUCCUCCUCAGUAUCAGGAACCUGGAGCAGAGGAUUCUCCGACACCGUCUCCAGUUUCAACUUCAAAAGCAGCCACGUACGGGUUUUCUGUUUCUAAGACAUUGCCGUUUUCAGUCCUUGUUUCAACCUCCUUCGCUUUGUUAUGGCUUUCUGCUUAGGCUUAGGAAAAUAACUACUGAUGUUCUGCAUUUGUUACAUGUUCCGUCUUUGUUAAACUUGUAAUUAAUCUGAUUUCCUAUGUCCGAAAUUUGAAAUUUCUUCAUCGCUAAACAAUGAUUUUUCUUUCAAACCAAUUAAAUGAAGGGUUUUGUUCC
Messenger RNA from Daucus carota subsp. sativus, 889 nucleotides. RefSeq names its product early nodulin-like protein 7. The record is from RefSeq and is a predicted model, not a curated record. The transcript has 2 exons. Gene Ontology annotation, cellular component: plasma membrane. The coding region runs from base 122 to 733 and encodes 203 amino acids. NCBI's taxonomy places the organism in Eukaryota, Viridiplantae, Streptophyta, Magnoliopsida, Apiales, Apiaceae. Gene Ontology annotation, molecular function: electron transfer activity.